AGCUGCUGGACGAGAGGGAGGAUGUAGUAGUGAAUGUCUGCUGAGAAGUAAGGAUGCAACUAAGGGAGUCGGUGACCCACAGAGCAAGAGCCUUGCCGCGCCGGGGCCUGGUGGCUGGGCCAGACUUUGAGUAUUUCCGGCGUCGCUAUUUCACGCCGGCGGAGGUGGCCGAACACAACCAGCCCGCAGACCUCUGGGUGUCUUACCUGGGAUACGUGUAUGACUUAACGCCGUUGGCAGAGGAGUACAAGGGGAACCUGCUGCUGAAACCCAUCGUGGAAGUUGCGGGCCAGGACAUCAGCCACUGGUUUGAUCCAAAGACUAGAGACAUCCGCAAGCACAUAGAUCCGCUGACCGGCUGCUUGAGGUACCGUACCCCGCAGGGCCGCUUUGUGCACGUCCCGCCUCAGCUGCCCCGUUCGGACUGGGCCAAUGAUUUCGGGAAGCCCUGGUGGCAGGGAUCGUAUUAUGAGGUGGGGCGGCUGUCUGCCAAGACCCGGAGCAUCCGCAUCAUUAACACGCUUACGUCGCAGGAGCACACACUGGAGGUGGGGGUCCUGGAGUCAAUGUGGGAAAUCCUGCACCGCUAUCUUCCCUAUAACGCACAUGCUGCCAGCUACACGUGGAAAUAUGAAGGGAAGAACCUGAACAUGGAUUUUACCCUGGAAGAGAAUGGAAUCCGGGAUGAGGAGGAAGAAUUUGACUAUCUCAGUAUGGAUGGUACACUUCACACACCUGCAAUACUGCUUUACUUCAAUGAUGACCUCACAGAGCUAUAGGAAAGGAGAUGUAUGCUCAUAUAGACUCAAUAUUUUGAGUUUGACUUUUUCUGUGCCCUAAGAGGUGGGGGUUGGAGGUGCCAGGACCUACACCUCUAUUCCCCUUUGGGAACUGGCCUGUGGUUCCCAUGCCCUUUUGAAGUGUAGAGGUCCUAUUCUCCAGUUCCAUUGCAAUUUGCUCCGAGAAAAUUAGGGAGAAUGUUAGAAUGUGAAUUAAUAGUUAGGAACAAUAAAGUAGAAUGAAGUAUCUUGGAUGAGGGAGAUAUAGAAGAGCUAAGUAAUAGAUAGAGCUCAGGCAGAACUUUUUGAUAGUAAGAGAAAGAGAAGUCCUACAGGGAUAACUAAUGGAAGGACAUUUUUGGCUGUGAUGGAAAUAGGAUGGCUGUAGGAAGAUGGGAUUUACAAAUAGGAAAUGUCUAUCACUGACCAUACAAAGCUGGGUUAUCUCCCUCCUAGAAGAGAAUUUGGCAGCAGAAACCCAAGGAAAAGAAAGGAAGUGAAUGUUUAGGUAAUUCAGGUUAGCUAUUAUGCUGGGUGCUUUAUACACCUUCUUUAAUACAACUACCCCAUAAAGUGGAUAUCAUUACCACUAUUUUACAGAUAAGUCUUUAAAAACUUAGAAAGGUUUAACUCCACAAAGGAACAUUAGUUAGUAACCAUCAGAGCCAGGAUGCAAACAGAAGUCUGCCCAACUCUAAAGUCCAUGUUCUUUUCAGUAGUCAAAAGGAAUAAUAGUCAAAGGGACUAUCUCAAUAUCUAAUCUCGUGCUAACAUUUGUAACCACUGCUCUCAGACCUAGUAUUUAGGAUGUGUGUUUGUCCUAGGUUCAUUGCACAAUGGGAAACUGUAGGCCUGUUGUGUAGUCCACAGUUAUGGUCUUUGGAAGGGAGUUAGUAGAGUCUUCUUCAGUGGCAAAGAGGAGGCAGGGAAGGCUAAAGGUCAGCUAAGCAAUAGCCAUUGAGACUACUUCCUUGUUAAUCUCAUGGCAAAAUUUCUCUUCUGAGUUUUUUGAGACAAAGAGGUGGGUAUUUACUGACUCCAGGAAAAACUAGAGUGGGGAAACAGACAGCAGAUGGGACAUUUUAGUAAGGGAACAAAAUGGAAGCACUUUUUUAACGAUGGGCCUUGCCACUUAGGGAAGGUGAGAAAGACACUAUGAAAGAUGGUGACUCUAAAAGAGGGAGCUUGACAGGGGUAAUGUAAAGAGAGGCACUAAGUAAAUCAGAAAACUCUCCUGGUGACUGAGAGAGAACAACCAUGGGGGGCAAGGACUAUAUUUGGUCCCCUUUAGCCUAAGCAGGGGAGGAGAAUUGAGAAUAACAGACAGGUGAACUUCCUCGCAGCAGCAAGCAAAAAAGAAUCAGGGAGAUUUAGUGCAUCUUCCUGGCAGGGGCACUAUGGCCCAGUGCAGGGGAAGGUGGUCCCUGUGAGACACUGGGUGGGCUGCAUAGGAGUUUUCUGAAGGGCGAUUAUGAGAGGCAUGAACAAAGGUGGAAACAUCCCUAAUGGCUUCAGCAGUACCUGAAUUCACUGGGAGACUGACAGCUUUUAUCUAUUCCCAUGGAAUGCAGGAGUCCAAGAGUGAUCUGAAUCAAUCAUUUUGACAUUUAAUCAACUCUGCAAUUAUUUCAUGUGUACCUUGUCGCUCAGUUAAACCCUAAACUAUCUGAGAACCAGAGCUAUGCUGUUCCUCUAGCACCAGCCUCAGGGCUUGUACCUAAGGGAUAUGUUCUAUUCUGCCUAAAUCUAAGUCAAGUAGAUUCUCUCUCCUGAAUCUCUCUGGAAUCCAUCUUGCUUUCUUCAAGUUACCAUCACCUCUUGUCUAGAUUGCUGUGGCAACUUCCUAACCUAUCCUCCCAUUUCCACUUCUGCCCUCCACACUGUAGUGAGAGUGAGCUCUGAAAACCACACCCAAACAUCUGACUUUCCUGCCUCAGAUUCUUCAGUGGUUCUCCAGUUGCUUUUGGAAUAAAGUCCUAAAUUCAAAGGCCUUGCAUAAAUCAGGGCCUUGCAUAUCUCUUCUCUUAACACUCCUCUUUGUUCCCUGUACCCCAGACACACUGGCUGGCUUUCAGUUCAUUAAACAUCUUCUUGCCUCUGAACCUUCACAGACCACUCUCUGCUUGUAGCACUCUUCCUUUCACUUUUCACCUAGCUGAUCCUAAAUGUUUCUUCCUCAGGGAGGCCUUUUCUGAUUUCUCAGUGUGGGUCAAGACUUUCUGUUAAAUCUUCUCUUUGCACCAUGCAAUUUUCAGAGUUCUUACAAUUGUAAAAUUAUGGAUGUGAUUGGCUGGCUGCCAGAUUGUAAGCUCAUGAGGGCAGAGAUCUUGUCCAUCUUGUUCAUUGUUGUAUUCCCACUGCUGGGCACACAGUUGCUGCUCAAUAAAUUUUGAUUGAAUGAACUCAAA
Galeopterus variegatus (Sunda flying lemur) is the source of this 3187-nucleotide messenger RNA. RefSeq names its product cytochrome b5 domain-containing protein 1. Lineage: Eukaryota; Metazoa; Chordata; Mammalia; Dermoptera; Cynocephalidae. Bases 54 to 779 code for a protein of 241 amino acids. The record is from RefSeq and is a predicted model, not a curated record. The transcript is spliced from 4 exons.